CAGCACCACCCACAACCAAACACCACCCGCUGCCCACCUCGCACAAGCCCCCGACGAUUCACGCCACCAAGCUUAAUCCGACCUCACCGCAUCACAAACUCCCCACUCCCGUCGUCAUACCCUCGUAGCACGCGUAGAAGCAACGGUUACACAGGAACGUCCCAUGGCCAUGCGGGUCAAGGAUCUUAAUUUUUACCCCGCAGUCCCAGAUAUGCAAUGAUCAGUGCCCCUUCUCCACAUUUCAGAUGCAUCGAGUCUACGAAGUUCGGGGUUUGAUUACCCGGAUGCUCUACUGCUAUGGGCCGUAGUAGUACAAAUCUCAGUAUUCAUAUAACGUCACAAUUCCUCAAGUCGGUCCUCAAUAUGCUCAUUCCAAGUUCGCCAAACGUGAGAUAUUCACAAGCAACUCACCAGCCAUGCGCCAUCUGAACCCCCAAACCCUCCUCCUCUUCACCACACUAUCCCUCUCCUCCCCAACCCUCGCAAAGGCUCUCCCACACAAACACCACCCAAUCCCCGCCGACGACUUCGUCUACGUCUCCAACCUCCGCCUCAAAGACUCCCGUGGCCUCCACUACCUCACCGGCCUAAACUACUGGGCAUGCAUGAACCUCGCGGCCCCCGCCUCCCAAGGCGGUAACUACACGCGCCUGACCACCGAGCUCGACCAAAUGGCCGCAAAGGGCGUAAACCACCUCCGCAUCAUGGCGGCCUCCGAAGGCGCCGCGACACCGCAACCCUUCCGCAUGGCCCCCGCGCUGCUCGACGCGCCGGGCGUCUACAACGAAGAAGUGUUCAGAGGGCUCGACGUAUGUCUCGACGAGAUGGGGAAGCGCGGGAUGCGCGCCACCAUGACGCUGAACAACGAGUGGCAGUGGAGCGGGGGGUUCGCGCAGUGGGUUUCCUGGUCGCAAGGUAACGAGCAGAUUCCGUACCCGCCGAGUUGGAACUUGAGUGCCGCGCCGCAGCGGGCGACGCCGAGGACGGGCUGGGGAAAUUAUACGGUUGAGGGCGUGGAUGCGGAGAGUUAUGGGGCGUUUACGGAGUAUGCGAAUCGGUUUUAUACGGAUGGGAGGGCCGAGGAGUGGUGGAAGGAGCAUGUUAGGACGGUGGUGGGGAGGAGGAAUACGGUCAAUGGGAGGUUGUAUGGGGAAGAUGCUACGAUUAUGACAUGGCAGCUUGCGAAUGAGCCGCAGCCUCAGGCGCCGCUGGGGAACGAGGGGCCGUUUAAUAAGUUUCUGGUCCCGAAUCCGGAUGAUCUGUUGGUGCCGUGGGUGGAGAGGAUAUCGAAGUUCAUCCGCGAGUUGGCGCCGAAGCAGCUUGUGAGCGUGGGGUUGGAGUCGAAGCAGGGGGAGUGGUAUUUCAAGCAGGUGCAUAAUUUCUCGACGGUGGAUUAUGCUACUACGCACUGCUGGGUCCAGAAUUGGGGUAUCUAUGAUAUGUACAAUUCGAGCGAGGCGAACUUGAAGCAGGCGCAGGACUUCGCGACGGCUUUCAUGCGGAAUUCGAGUCAGUGGGCGGUUGAUAUUGGGAAGCCAGUGUUCUUGGAGGAGUUCGGCAUGGCGAGGGAUAAUUGGGAGAAUAAGGGCAAGGAAUAUCCGUACCUCAGCAGUGCCGGAACCACGCACAAAGAUGCCUAUUUCAAUAGCAUUAUCGGUGCGGUAAUCGACGAAUUCACGGGUAAAGGGGCGUAUGUGGGCACUUGUCCUUGGGCAUAUGGCGGAAUUUGGAGGCCAGAGACUCAAUAUGUGAAUGACUUCGGGCUGGUUUGGGCUGGAGAUCCGCCGCAUGAGAGUCCAGGCUGGUAUGAUCUCUACGAUACGGAUGAGGCUAUGAAUAUUGUGUCCGACCAGCAGAAGUAUAUUGCUGAGUGGCUCAAAGACAACAAUUACUAGGGUUAGGGUUAGGUAGUAUAUAUGAUUAG
Messenger RNA from Aaosphaeria arxii CBS 175.79, 1924 nucleotides. RefSeq names its product glycoside hydrolase family 5 protein. Bases 417 to 1895 code for a protein of 492 amino acids. Gene Ontology annotation, molecular function: hydrolase activity, hydrolyzing O-glycosyl compounds. The transcript is spliced from 2 exons. The record is from RefSeq and is a predicted model, not a curated record. Lineage: Eukaryota; Fungi; Ascomycota; Dothideomycetes; Pleosporales.